AAUAUUUGUUUCUGACAACAUCAUUUCGUUUAUUCAUAUUGACAGUGAUAGAUGUGGAGAACGUUAUGCCAGCAACAGAAGAGCAACCAAUUUCCCAAGCCGGAUGGGAUUUCAUUACCGAUUUAGGUACUUUACCAGAAGAUGAAAAUAUUAUUAUAGAUUUUCUUUUACAAAGAUUACAACGUGGUCAAAUUUAUACAUGGGUUGGUUCACUACUCUUGACAUUAAAUCCUAAUAAUGAAGUAUCAACAUCUCAUUUGUAUAAUUCUUCAGAAUUUAAUAAACAUAUUGAUAUAUCUCAUACUACAUAUGAAGCAAAUCCUCACAUAUUUGCUGUUGCUGCUAAGGCACAUUACAAUCUCAUCAAAGAACAUGGACGAAAUGCUCAGGUAAUUGUUAUAAGUGGAGAAACUGGAACAGGAAAAACAUUUAAUGCUUGCAAGUGUCUAGAGUUUCUUAGUAAUAUUAACAAAUGGUCAGUACAAUUAUCUCAAGGAGAUUGUGCACACAAUAUUAUGCUAAGAAUUACAGACGCUUGUCGUUUGAUAUCUACUUUUACAACUGCCUGUACUGAAAAAAAUGAAAUAAGUUCAAGACAUGGACAACUUGUAAAACUUCAUUAUAAAAGUGGAAUUAUUUCUGGUGCAACUAUUAACUCGUUUCUCUUAGAAAGAAAUAGAGUAACAAGAGGUUCAAGCAAUUUUCAAAUUUUUUAUCAGAUGAUAUUUGGAAUGUCACCUACAGAACUUGAAAUUUUUAAUUUAUCUAAAGAUAAAUAUUAUGAUAUAUUAAAUGUUAUAGAUUGCGAUAAGAAGAAAUAUUUUGAAGAAAGUUUCCAAGAUACUCUGAACGCAUUGGAUAUAUUGGAUUUCAAAUCUGAUCAAAAAAAGAACAUUUUUCAAGUUCUUGCCUUAUUGAUUCAUAUGGGAAAUAUUAAAUUUAGAGAAGAUGGUGAAAUAUGUGCAAUUGAUUUUAGUAAUAAUAAAUCAAAGGAAGCUCUAAAAAGUACUUGUGUUCUUAGUUCUUUAACUGAAGAUACUAUCAUGGAAUUACUUACUACUAUUCUCAUAAAUCCACAAAGUACUUGGCGGAAACAUACCUCGUAUCAUCGACACCUUGUUACUGUUGAUGCGUGUCGCAACAGAUUACAUAGUAUAAUUAGAUAUAUGUACGAUCUUCUUUUUCAUUGGAUCUUAAAUCAUGCAAAUAAAACUUUGUCUUUAAAACAACAAUAUUCACAAUGGCUUGGCAUACUGGAUAUCUUUGGUUUCGAAUCGUUUACUAAAAACGGAAUAGAACAACUUUGUGUAAAUUAUGCUAAUGAGAAAAUGCAACAAUAUUACAUAGAAACUUGUGUGGAAAAUAAUCGUAAUGAUUUACAAGAGGAAGGUUUUAUUAAAAUUUGCAAUCCUUCACAUACUAUCAAUUUAUACAAAGAACGUCUAAACGUUAUUGAAGAAAAUUUAUUUUUGACUUUGAAUGAUGCUUGUCAAUCACCAGUAGUGAUUGAUAUAUUAACAAUAAUUCAAUCAGUAUGUAAAAAUUUACACAAUGAACAAAAAAAAUUUUUAAGUGAGAAAGAAGGAAACUUCAUUAUAGAACAUUACUCUGGUCCUGUUACAUAUUCUAUAGAAGAUUUACUGUCUAAAAAUACUGAUAAGGUUCCAAAUGAAAUAUCUUUAAUUUUCAGUACAAGUAAGAAUAAAUUUCUUCGUUCCUUAAUCAAUUUUGGAGAGGAACAAUAUUUGCAUAUUGUAAAGGGAUCUAUUACAAAAAAAACUAUGUUAGCUAAAUUAAAAUAUAAUAUGGAUACACUUAUUAAGGAACUUAGAAAAUGUGACUUGCAUUACGUACGAUGUGUUAAACCAAACCGAUCGAUAAAUAAUGAAUGGGAUCGUAAAAACUUUCAAAAACAAUUGGCAUGUAUUGGUAUUUUUGAUGCUUUACCUUUAGCUAAAUGUAAAUAUCCUAUUCGUUUGCGUCAUCAAGAUUUUUAUGUUCGUUACUCCAGAAAGCCUAUGGAAAUGAUUGAUCUCGACAAAUGUAAACUGAUUCUGGAGUCAAUUGUACCUAAGAAAGAUCUACAAACACAGGUUCAUUUUGGAAAGCAGUUGAUAUUUUUAACAGAGCCUAUUUUUCUUAAAUUAGAAUCCUAUAGAAGGAAUUAUCGUAUAAAAUAUGCUAAUAAAAUAAAAACGUUUUGGAUAAGGCAUAGUAAGUAUAACGUCUUACAUAUACUUUUUUGUUCUUUUCUCAAAAUUCUUUUCACAGGACGUAAAAUAAUACCAGCUAUCUCAAAAUAUUUGGGAACUAACUUUCCAAUACAAAAUAUAUACAACAUAAACAAAGACAAUACAGCUGUCAAAAUUAUGCUUGAAAGUGAAUUGAAAUCAUCAAAUUCUUUGGAGGAAGCUCCAAUCGCUCAGAACAAUAAGGAAACAAGUCAUCUAAAUCUUGUAAUGGAAAAUGAGGAAGAUAAAAAUAAGAACAUAAAUAAAAGUCCGAAUGAAACUUAUUCAGAAAAUAAGAAUGAAAAUAAGAAUAACUGGCCGGAGAUGCUAAAUAUUUUUGGAAAAGUAUAUGUCCUUAAAAAUUGGCCAAAAAUAAUUAACCUUAGAUACCAACUCAGUGAUAUACAAACUAAGACUUACUUUGAAAAUAAUACUAUAAAAUUUAUAAAAACGAUCAAUUCUGAUUAUUUUCCAAAACUUAAACAUGGUAAAGACUUUCAUAUGUACAAUGAUAUGGUAGAUGAUAAUUAUAAUGACAAUAACAAUAAUUUAUUGAAACAGCGUUUAGCAUUACAUAGUUCUUUAAUGAAUAUAGACUCUGUAAAGAAUAUCAAUGAAAAAACAUAUUCUAUGUAUUGCGAGAAGGACAAAAUUGUUACUAUUGAAAUAGAUUCCUGUUUACUUUUCUAUAAGAAUCGAAUUUUAAGUCGACGACAGCUUGCUGCAAUACCGAUAAGGAUGCAUACUCGGGCUACAUGUUUGAUUAAUUCGCAUAUAUUACCACGUAGUGUAUUACCGCAAGGGUUACAAGACUGUCUUUAACAGAGAGAGUCCAUCUUUUCGGUGAGGUCAUGGCUUCAGUCUUUAUCUUAUUACUAAUUUAAUAAAUAUAUGUUAUAGUUUUCAGCAAUAUACAGAAGACAUUGUUAUAAAAGCGUACUACUAUAGGUAGGGUCAUAAAUAACAAACCUUAAACUUUAUGUAUAAAUGCGAAAUAAUGUUUUCUCCCUUUAACGAGAAAAUAUUACGAUGUUUAUAUAUGUAUUUUGAAACCAAAUGAAAUGUUUUAAAAAAUAA
This is a messenger RNA of Bombus pascuorum, 3308 nucleotides long. RefSeq names its product unconventional myosin-XIX-like. Gene Ontology annotation, molecular function: actin filament binding; microfilament motor activity; ATP binding. The coding region runs from base 66 to 3053 and encodes 995 amino acids. The transcript is spliced from 13 exons. Gene Ontology annotation, biological process: vesicle transport along actin filament; actin filament organization. NCBI's taxonomy places the organism in Eukaryota, Metazoa, Arthropoda, Insecta, Hymenoptera, Apidae. The record is from RefSeq and is a predicted model, not a curated record. Gene Ontology annotation, cellular component: cytoplasm; actin cytoskeleton; myosin complex.